AUGCAAGCAGCAUUACCACCUUUGGACGAUCCAAUAGUUUAUGUAUUCAAAGAAGAUCAUUUUGCUAAAGUUUAUGGAAGCAGACAAGGUCUUUAUCCACACAGUUAUUACACGUUUGCUGGAUUAAGAUAUGCAGAACCACCAGUUGGGAAAUAUAGAUUUCAAAGACCUAAAAAAUUAAAAAUGGAAGGAGACAUUAAGGGAACAAAAUAUGGAUCCCCUUGUCUUCAGCCAAAUCCAGACUAUCCAAAUCAAGUAAUUGGUUCUGAAGAUUGUUUGUUUUUAAAUAUCUACACUCCUAAGCUUCCUGGCUCUGGAGCCUCUCUUCCAGUUAUAUUUUGGAUUCACGGUGGUAAUUAUCGCCGAGGAUCUGCUGCUCAAUAUGGAGGAGGUUACUUGACUAGAAGAGAUGUGGUUGUGGUAACAGUUCAAUAUCGUUUAGGAUCCUUGGGUUUUUUAAGCAAUAAUGAUCAAAAUCUUCCUGGUAACGCCGCCAUGUUUGAUCUUGCAACAGCAAUUGACUGGGUAAAAAAUUAUAUUGAAUUUUUCGGUGGCGAUCCUCAAAAUAUUGUUCCCACUGGACAAGGAUCCGGAGCAUCCAGUGCCGUAUUUAUGGGUCUAUCGAAUGUAACUCAAAGUCGAGCCAGAAGUAUGAUAGCCAUGAGCGGUUCGCCAUUUUCUCCAACGGCUUUGGAUGAUAAACCAAAAGAAACAACAAAAAAAAUAGCAGAUAAAAAUGGAUGCCCUUCAAGUCCAACAGUUGAAUUUAUUAAAUGCAUGAGAGAAAUUCCAGCUGAAAAAUUAAUUCUAUCAGAUUCUGAAAUAGAAAAUGAAAACGUAGCCGAAAAGGGAAUCGAAAGCAUUGGAAUGAUAUUAACACCUUCUCCAGUUAUAGAAAAUCCAAACGAUUUUAGAUUUCUUCCAUCUUAUUUAGAAGAAGAACCAAGAACUGCCGUCGAUUUAAAUCACAUACCGAGAAUUCCUCUUCUAACGGGUGUUACCAAACAUGAAACUGCUGGAGCAGUUCGAGGAAAACUAAAAGACAAUAUUAUAACUCGUUUGAAAAAUUUUCCUAAUUAUGUAAAUGAUGAACGAAAUAAAAAUAGAUUUUAUUCUGCUGCUUCGUUGGCGACUAAUCCACUUCAAAUAUUCAAAGGAAAUUAUUUGGGACAAUUUAAAAAAACACUUCAAGAUGAAUUAUCAAACGUUAUUGAAGCAACUUCUGAUGCCCUGUUUAAUUUUCCUGCUUACCUUAUAAGUCAAGCAUGGACUCGUCAGAGGAUACCAACAUUUUUUUAUAGUUUUGAUCACGUUGGAAAAUUACGAGGAGUAAGAAAAUUACUCAAAGGUUCAUUAUUAGUCGAUUCUAAUGAUAAUGAAGAAUCUGAAGCGGCUACCCACGGUUCAGAUCUACCUUAUCUUUUCGAUUUACGGUCUUUGGAUGGUACACCUUUCACAUUUCAAAAUGAAUCAACUCCAUUACAUCCGGAUGAUGAAAAAGUUCGUAAUAAUCUAUUAGAUUUAAUAUCUAAUUUUGCCAGGAAUAGCAAUGAAAUAGAAUGUCAAAUGAAUCUUUGGUCUGGAAUUCAAGUCAAUAAACCAUGUUCUCCAUUAUCGAUAAUUGCAAAAAGCAUCGAUGGAUUAUUUACGAAUGCAACAAGUUCUAUUUUUAAACCAAAAGAAUUACCUGGAUUAAUAAAUUUAUUCAGAGGAAAAAAAUAA
Pediculus humanus corporis (human body louse) is the source of this 1722-nucleotide messenger RNA. RefSeq names its product Cholinesterase precursor, putative. The coding region runs from base 1 to 1722 and encodes 573 amino acids. The transcript has 9 exons. The record is from RefSeq and is a predicted model, not a curated record. NCBI's taxonomy places the organism in Eukaryota, Metazoa, Arthropoda, Insecta, Psocodea, Pediculidae.